AUGACUGGAGAAGGCUUAAAUAUCUAGAAUAUAUAUCUAUAAAAAGUAUAUAUGUAUAAUAAAAUAAAAUUCAUAUUUUAUACAUUUAUGAAUCUCAUGAGUUAGAUAAUAAGUCGUGUACGUGAUUCUAGUACGGCUUUCAUAUUGCUGUACAGUUUGUCACACACGGUUCGUUAUUUGAACAUGACAAGCUUAAAUUUUUGGUCAAGUUUUUUUGUCGCGAUUAACAUGGCUAAAUGGUAUAAUUGCAUAUAUUACGUAAAGUCACACGAAAGUUCAAAAUACAAGACGAUAACAGAGAUUUCUUCUUCUCCUUCACUGCUAACAUGCGUUCAAAAAUGUCGAUUGAAAAAUUUGGAUGUUGAUUAUAAGGACGGAAAAUGCUACUGCGUUAUUGUUGCUGGAAACACAGAUGGCGAAGAAAACGAGGAUAAAGAAAAAGCAGCAGAAGUUUAUUCCGCAGUAAAAGAUCCUUCGAGUUAUUUGGAAAACGGACAUCAACCGGCCUCAAUUAAUCUUUCGCGUGGAAAACCAGCAAGACAAUCAAGCGUUCUCCCUUUCAGUUUCAGUACAGACGCACCACUUGGAGUGGAUGGAAAUACAAGUGGUAAGUUCAACGACAGAUCGUGUUUUCACACACUUGGUAAAAAGGAAUCAUCCCCUUGGUGGGAAGUCGUACUUCUUCAGAAUGCUGUAAUAACGAAUGUUGUUCUAUAUCCUCGUACUGAUAACUGUUGUCAUUUAAAAGCAAAUAAUUUGAAACUGCUGGUGAGGUUUGCUAAUCAAGAUUCCUGGAAUUUGUGUGCGUCUAUCGAACAACUUGGUACGACACCAUUUGAUCAAAAAUGCGAUCAACGUGUCGUUGGUGGUAUUUUUCGACUUGUGCAACAUAAUACAGAACCUCUUCAUUUGUGUGAAGUUGAGGUAUUCGGGUACUUUUUAUAAAUAACAAACUGCACGAAAUUAAACUUCACUCUUAUUGUUUAUUAUUAAUUAAUUUGAAUUUUAAGGGUUCGAAAGUAUUAAUCACCUUAACUUGGUGAUUUUUUCCAAUUUACCAUUAAAAUCGCCAAAAAAAAUUAAGAAAAUUAUAGAAAUAAUUAAAACAAAAACAAAGAAUUCCACAGCUGAGCGACAUAUAAUUAACAACACUGUUUGUUAUGAUUUUUAAACGGUCAUCAACACUUUUUUAUCUUACGUACUUUUCCUUCCUCGUCAUCCUCACCGUCCUGGACAUCGUCAUCGACCGUUAAGCAACUUUAUACAUUUCGUCGUUAUAUUACAUUGCAAUCACCCAUAUCUGUUUUUUUUUUUUUUGCUUUGUUACAAUAAUUGCUUUUAUCUGAUGGCAAGGUAAUUACACUUUUGUUGCAUUUCCAAAGAGGACUCGUGGAGGGCACUGGCAAAGGUAACUGUUAAAAUGCCUUAGGGAAAUAUUUGGGAAGUCUAUAACCUUAUAAUCAAUCAGGGGGGGGUAUACCAGCCUCCUUUUUUUACUAACUUUCGACAUCAUUUAAACGGUCUUAAUUUUUGUGACUUAUCCUAGUAUUUUAUGACAUAGCACGGUAAAAAAAUUCUUAUUUUAAAAUUUUAUGCUUUGUGGGAUGGCCAGUUCGUUGACAGUGGAUAUAAUCAGAAAUUUUUGUAAAAAAUUUAAACUAAAAUUUUUACUCACUACACUUUAUUUGCUGUAAUUAUUAUUUAUUUACUAUUUAGACUUAUUCUUAGCACGUCUAUUUUGCAGACUCAAAUAUGUGUAAUUUACAGACCAGAUUUUUUAGAUUAUAUAAUUAAUGAUAACUAUUAAAUUUUCCUGACAUAAAUCUUUUUUCUUUUUCACAACUUUUCGAGAGAGGCAAGGUCAUUUGCAAUAGAUUAUUAACUAGCAGUUUUUACAUUAUCAGAUUUUGUUUGACAAGUCAUUAA
Messenger RNA from Hydractinia symbiolongicarpus, 1926 nucleotides. RefSeq names its product fucolectin-like. The record is from RefSeq and is a predicted model, not a curated record. Bases 184 to 945 code for a protein of 253 amino acids. The transcript is spliced from 3 exons. NCBI's taxonomy places the organism in Eukaryota, Metazoa, Cnidaria, Hydrozoa, Anthoathecata, Hydractiniidae.